This is a messenger RNA of Pseudozyma flocculosa PF-1, 1152 nucleotides long. RefSeq lists its product as uncharacterized. The coding region runs from base 1 to 1152 and encodes 383 amino acids. NCBI's taxonomy places the organism in Eukaryota, Fungi, Basidiomycota, Ustilaginomycetes, Ustilaginales, Ustilaginaceae. The transcript has a single exon. The record is from RefSeq and is a predicted model, not a curated record.
AUGCCCCCUCGUCCCAGUCACCAUCGCUCCAAGUCGGUCCACUGGGCCACCCUCCCCUCUUCAUCGUCGAGCAGCAGCAACACCAGCAGCAGCAGCAGCAGCGCCACCGCCGCCGCCAGCACCUUGCAAGGUUCUAUGACAGCAGGCAGGAGCGUCGCCGCCACCCUCCCUCCGCGUCCCGCCACCUCGCCCGGACAGCGCACCACCCGUCCCCGCACAAAGUCGCUACCCCUCUCCGCCUUUGGCCCGCCCCGCUUCUUUGCCGAGCUCGAGCAACACAUGCAGACCGCCAUCAUCAACCCCGCGGCCACGCUCAGCCGCCGCGCAUCGCUCCAGCGCGACCCCGGCGCGAUGCCCAGUCGUCCCCCGACCAGGGAGCGCGCCAGGUCGGUCUCAAUGGCUGCCUACGAGGGCGCAGAGCAGACAUCGGCUCAUCAAGCCGACGCAAGAAGCAACGAGAGGGCUACCACCAACAACGACGCCGCCUCGCUCCCCUCGCCCUCGCCCCACCUCGACGGUGGCGCCCCGGACAGCGACGAGACCAUCCUCGGCCGCAUCCAGGACAGCUUCUCGCGCGCCAGCCAGGACGAGUGCCGAACAGAACUCCACGCCGAGGAAGACGAAGACGAGGACCUGCGCCAACGCCCCACAGGCCAGGACGUCGACGCAGACCAAGUCGCACCGCCCAGCCCGAACACAUCGCUGGAUCGAAUCGACACCGGGCUGGGCAUCGCUACAAGUCGCGACGCUGACCUCGACGGCAGCCAGUGGCAGUGCACGUCGAUGGCUGCACAGACCACCGGCCCUCACACACGCUCCUCGCUCAGCGAGAUCAAUCCGCACCCUCACACAUUUGCAGCGGACGCCACUGCGUUGGCCUCGGAGUCCUUUGGCGCCAGGUCCAACGGCUUCCGCCAAGGCGAGCUCGACGGCGAGUCCGAGGGCGACACCGUCUCGCCCAUGAGCACCUGGACGCCCCUCGACGAAGAGGGCCCUGGCGACGACGCCUGGUCGCUGCCCACGACGCCCGACUCGGACCACGCGGUGCUCGAGCUGGCCGCCUCUGACGUCGUCUCGGGUCUGGGCAAGGUCAAGCUGCUCGACCUGAGGCUGAGCGAUCCGGAUCCCGGCGAGCGCGUCGACGUUGGCUGA